UUUGCUCUAUUUGUGUUUAUAUUUGUAAUUGAAGAUGGAAACGUUCAUCCCUCUACGCAAUUAUCAGAAUCAUCGUCGGGUUUUGCGAAGGAUCGAUACGCUGGUGGUGUGCAAGCAGUAUUCGAAUCGAACCCUCUUCUUGCCGCCCUUUAUUUGAGCUCCUCGUUGGGUAUUCCUCCGGUGUCCACCGGUUUCAAUCAUGCUCAACAUCUUCCAAUCAACCCCUACGUGGCACUUCUUCUCUCGCAUUACGGCAGAUACCUCAACUUACCACCGAAUCGCACCUCCAAAGGAAUAUACGGAUACACAGCAUCCAACAACUACCACAACAACAAACCCUUUGGUGCCUACAAAAUCCAAGAAGAUGUCUAACACUA
Messenger RNA from Nicrophorus vespilloides, 377 nucleotides. RefSeq lists its product as uncharacterized. The record is from RefSeq and is a predicted model, not a curated record. The transcript has a single exon. The annotation marks the transcript as partial. NCBI's taxonomy places the organism in Eukaryota, Metazoa, Arthropoda, Insecta, Coleoptera, Silphidae.